AUGCUCUUGCCUGUUGCUCUACUCAUAAACAACAUCAUCUUGUUUAUACUCGAAACUGUGGGUUAUCAUGCUUGUCACAGUGUGGUAAUGCUUCUUGAUGGUUAUUAUCAUCUUUGUCAAGCUAUUCUAUGCACAGUACGAAUUGUUUCACGAAGAAUUCAAUUUACAUAUACAUCUCGACAAACAUAUGGAUUAGCUCGAGUCGGUGUUGUCGGUGAAUUGGUUGCUUUCGUUAGUUUUCUUUCAUUGUCUAUUUCGGUGUUUCUCGAAAGCAUUAAACAUUUAAUUGACGUCGUUUUUAUUAUACCAAAACGAGAAAGCAACAGUUCAGCGAUAUUUACUGCUCAUGGUCAUGAACAUAUACACAGUCUAAUUGAUCAUCCGUAUUUUAUUCUUGGCAUCGGAAUUUACGCUACUAUUUCAAAUUGUUCACUAGGACUCAUAAGACUUUAUAUUGUUAUAAAACGUUCAAUUAAAAUGAACAGGCAAUUAAAACAGCGACGACCAAGUUUAAAACAGCCCUUACCAAAAACACUAAUAUCAAAAUCAUUGCUUAUAACCGACACGUUAUCAGUUCGUCAUUCCUAUCUUCAAAUUUUGAAUAUGUUACUUGGUCCGUUGACUAUAUUAGCAUGCGGAAUUUUAUUGGUACUCUUACCAGAGAAACACGACGCUCGAGUAUUAUUCAGUCGACUUGUUGAUCCUACGAUUUGCUGUUUUCUUUUUCUAUCCUACUUAUUUAUGAUUUCUAUUCCCAUGCGUGAUGUCAUGCAUCUCGUUCUACAGGCCAAUCCAUGCAAUCUUAAAGUAGAUCAAGUUGAAAAUUUACUCCGUGAUUCUGUUCCUGGUAUAUCCAGUAUUCAUGAACUGCAUAUUUGGCGAUUGACACCACAGAAAACUUUAGCAACAGUUCAUGUUGUAUUUAAUACAACGGAAAAUAUCAUAACGAAAUAUCAAGAUAUUAACUUCAUAUUUGAAACGCUUCAUAUCGAUCAUGUUACAAUACAACCGGAAUUUGCAUUGCCUACGGAUGAAUUUGCAAAACUUGGUUGCCAUUAUCAAUGUGUGUCUAAUAAUACGGAAUGUGGUCCGUUACAAUGUUGUGAAGCGUUGCCAGUUAGUCAUUCAUGCUGA
This is a messenger RNA of Rotaria socialis, 1134 nucleotides long. The record is from the annotation of a GenBank genome assembly. NCBI's taxonomy places the organism in Eukaryota, Metazoa, Rotifera, Eurotatoria, Philodinida, Philodinidae.